Molecule: messenger RNA, 2760 nt
Organism: Lotus japonicus
Lineage: Eukaryota; Viridiplantae; Streptophyta; Magnoliopsida; Fabales; Fabaceae
Product: exocyst complex component SEC15A-like
Exons: 2
Coding region: 229-2595 (788 amino acids)
Biological process (GO): exocytosis; Golgi to plasma membrane transport; intracellular protein transport
Cellular component (GO): exocyst; membrane
Source: RefSeq, a predicted model, not a curated record
UUAGCAAUGCCAGGCUAGAAGGAUUUGACCAAUUCAAGUGGCUUUUGCAUCCAUGCGGUGAAGAAGAAAAUCCCCUGUGAUCCUUCACAAAAAGCUCUAAUUUUUUAGGUAAAAAUCUUAGCACAAGCUUUUUAUGGCAAUUGAUCCCAUCACAGGCUUCAUGCUUCCAGUGUCACUCCUUUUGAGAUUUCUUCACUAACAAUUUCGAAUCCAAUAAUUCAUCUGAGGAUGGAAUCCAAAUCGAAAAGGAUAACCGAUUUAGAGAAUGGUGAUGAGGGAGAAGACUUAGUUCUAGCUACUUUGGUUGCAAAUGGAGAUGACAUUAGCCCUCUUGUGAGGCAUGCUUUUGAAAUGGGGCGCCCCGAGGGUUUGCUCCGCCAGCUGAAUUAUGUGGUCAAGAAAAAAGAAGCCGAAAUCGAAGAGAUGUGCAAGACACAUUAUGAGGAAUUCAUCCUCGCGGUCGACGAGCUUCGCGGCGUCUUAGUUGAUGCUGAAGAGCUCAAGAGUGAGCUCCAGAGUGAUAAUUUUAAGCUGCAGCAGGUUGGGAGCACCCUCCUUGUCACGCUUGAGGAGCUUCUUGAGUCUUAUUCUGUCAAGAAGAAUGUGACUGAAGCGAUUAAAAUGUCAAAGAAUUGUAUACAGGUGUUGGAGCUUUGUGUCAAGUGCAACAAUCACAUUUCCGAAGCUCAGUUCUACCCUGCGCUGAAAACGUUGGAUUUAAUUGAGAAGAGUUAUAUGCAGAACAUUCCUGCCAGAGCUCUCAAAAUUGUGAUAGAGAAGAGAAUUCCUUUCAUAAAAAUGCACAUUGAGAAGAAAGUUUGUAGUCAGGUUAAUGAAUGGAUGGUCCACAUUCGGAGUUCUUGUAAAAAAAUUGGGCAGACAGCAAUUAGUCGUACUGCAUCGGUUCGCCAGAGGGAUGAGGAAAUUCUAGAAAGGCAAAGAAAGGCUGAAGAUCUAACUACUUCAGGAGCGGAGGAUCAAGCUUAUAGUUUGGAUGUUGAGGAAGGGGAUGAAGAUUCCGCUAUGAAGUUUGAUCUCACGCCUCUUUAUCGUGCUUGUCAUAUCCAUCGCUGUAUGGGGAUCCUAGAGCAGUUUCAUGACUAUUAUUAUAAGAAUAGAUUGCUACAAUUGAAUUCAGACUUGGAGAUUUCUUCAGCACAGCCUUUUGUCGACUCGUAUCAGACAUUUUUGUCUCAAAUUGCUGGGUAUUUCAUAGUGGAGGAUAGAGUUUUGAGCACUGCUGGGGGACUUUUGGUACCAGAUCAGGUUGAAACUAUGUGGGAAACUGCUUUAGCUAAGAUGACAUCAAUGUUGGAUAUGCAAUUCUCACAUAUGAACUCUGCCAAUCACCUUCUACUGGUUAAGGAUUAUGUGACACUUGUUGGAUCUACUCUAAGGCAAUAUGGAUAUGAUAUAGGUCCACUUCUUGAUGUUCUUGACAAUUGUCGCGACAAAUACCAUCUACUUCUUUUGGAAGAAUGUAGGCAACAAACUGUUGAUGUUAUUUGCAAUGACUCUUAUGAGCAGAUGGUGAUAAAAAAGGACAGUGAUUAUGAAAACAAUGUUCUUGCAUUUAACCUUCAAACUUCAGAUAUUAUGCCUGCUUUUCCUUAUGUAGCACCAUUCUCCUCCAUGGUCCCUGAUGCUUGUCACAUUGUGAGAUCCUUCAUCAAAGCCUCUGUUGAUUACUUGUGCCACGGUGUGCGAUCCAGUUUCUUUGAGAUUGUGAGGAAGUAUUUGGACAAGUUCCUGAUCGAAGUAUUGAAUGAAACAUUACUUGAUACAAUCAACAGCGGGAGUAUCACCGUUUCUCAAGCCAUGCAGAUUGCUGCAAACAUAGCUGUUCUUGAAAGAGCUUGUGAUUUUUUCCUUCGACACGCAGCUCAACAAUGUGGUGUACCAAGCCGAUCAGUUGAGAGGCCUGCAGCCGCGUUAUCUGCAAAGGUUUUACUCAAUACUUCAAGGGAUGCGGCUUAUAUUACACUGCUGGGUUUGGUAAACACAAAGUUAGAUGAGUACAUGAAUCUUACGGAAUGUGUUAAUUGGACUACGGAGGAGGCAAAGACGAAUGGGAACGACUACAUGAAUGAAGUGGUGUUUUAUCUUGAUUCCCUUAUGUCAACAGCACAACAAAUUUUACCCUUAGAUGCCAUGUACAAAGUCGGGACAGGCGCGCUUGAGCACAUUUCCAAUGUAAUUGUGGCUGCUUUCCUUAGUGAUAAUAUCAAAAGGUUCAAUGCAAAUGCAGUUAUGAACAUGAACAAUGAUGUUAAGAUGUUGGAAAAUUUCGCGGAUGACAAGUUCUAUUCUUCUGGCUUGGGUGAAAUUUACGAGGGUAGCUUCAAGAGCUGUUUGAUUGAAGCGCGGCAAUUGCUUAAUCUUUUGUCAAGCAGUCAACCUGAGAACUUCAUGAAUCCUGUUAUAAGGGAGAAAAAUUACUACUCUUUGGAUUACAAGAAGGUGGCUAGCAUUUGUGAUAAAUUCAAGGAUUCUCCAGAUGGGAUCUUUGGAAGCCUUUCAAAUAAAAAUACAAAGCAAAGUGCUAAAAAGAAAUCAAUGGACAUGCUCAAAAAGAGACUUAAGGAUUUUAAUUGAUGAGGCUUAGGGAAAUGUUCUUUCAUUUUCAUUGUAGUGUUUCCUCUGAUAUGGAUGUUAAACUUCAGAAUGAAUAGUGUUCUUUGAAGGUUUAUUAUCAUCUGUGUAUGAUUUCGCUGUCACUACACCAUUCAGCUGCUGGAAUAAUAUAUGUUUCAUAGUAUC